AUGACUGAACAUAUUGAUGGUAGUCGUUUAAAUCAAGAUCUUCGUUAUCGUUUUGAAUAUAUAUCAAAAUUUAUAAAUUUUACAAAUGAUGAUAUUAAAGCAUUGAAUACAUUAGCAACAAUAGCUCUCCCACUUAUUCCGGUUAUUGUAGAUGCUGUAUAUAGAAAAUUAUUUCAAUUUGAUAUAACAAUACAAUUUUUUGUUUUGCGUAAGGAUGGUUUUGAUGGUCUACCAAAAAAUAAUCAAUCACUUGCAUUAGAUUCACCACAAAUGAUAUAUCGUCGAGACAUGUUAAGUGAUUUUUUAAAACGUUUAUUAUUACAACGUGAAUGGACGGAUGAUUUUCUUCAAUAUCUUUCUCGAAUAGGUCAAAUGCAUACAAAUAAAAUUGAAUCAGGUUCAAUUAAUGUUGAUUAUAUACAUUUGAAUGCAACAUUAACUUAUAUUGAAACAUUGAUUAUUGAUUCUGUUUGGACAAUUGAAACAAUUGAUAAUAAAACAAAAAAAGAAAUAAUAAUAGCAAUUAAUAAAGCAUUUAGAAUUCAAAAUGAUUUAUUUGUUUUACAUUAUCUUGAAUCAACAUCAAAAGAAACAAAUCCAUCAAUAUCUUCAACGCAUCACAAAACAAAUAAAUGUAUUUCUAGUUAA
Molecule: messenger RNA, 648 nt
Organism: Rotaria sordida
Lineage: Eukaryota; Metazoa; Rotifera; Eurotatoria; Philodinida; Philodinidae
Source: the annotation of a GenBank genome assembly